Mercurialis annua (annual mercury) is the source of this 1199-nucleotide messenger RNA. RefSeq lists its product as uncharacterized. The record is from RefSeq and is a predicted model, not a curated record. Lineage: Eukaryota; Viridiplantae; Streptophyta; Magnoliopsida; Malpighiales; Euphorbiaceae. The coding region runs from base 112 to 888 and encodes 258 amino acids. The transcript is spliced from 5 exons.
UUGCCAAGUGGACAAGAUAACAAAUAUGUUGAUAUGCUUAUCUUUCAUCUUCAAAACAUCAACCAUCUUCAUUAAUGGAGAAAUCAACAUUAAUGGAGCUUUAAAAGGGUGAUGGGUGAAAUUGCAACAAAUUCUUUUGCUUCAUGCCAUCAACUUUUUCUUGGUGGGCAGUACAAUUGCGGGACAUGGAAAAGAAAGCUAAAGAUUCAAGAUUGGCAAUGCCAUUUUUCUUUGUAUGCUACAAAAUCAAAAAGGGGAUCGUUGAAGAUCAAGAAUCAAAUGGCAAUAAAUUCGGCUACUUACUCUUCAAGAAUCUCUACUGAUAUUCCACUCUAUGAGGCUCCUGGGGCUUCGUUUGAUAGUUAUUUAGAGGAUAGGCCCAGAGUUUUCAAAGCAAUGUUUCCUGAUAAACAAAGGAGUGAACAACUUAAUCAGGAAGAGUGGAGAAUUCAGAUGUUACCCAUUAGUUUCUUAUUUCUUACAGUCUGGCCAGUAGUAGACAUGAGAUUGAGAUGUAAAUCAGGAGGCAAAGAUUACCCAUCACAAGUUCCAAUUAAAAUCAACAAAGUUCUCGAGCUUGACAUUAUAAGAUGGCAACUUCAAGGGAUUGAUAAUGUUAUUGAUCCAUCUCAUUUUUCACUUGGAGUAAAAGGGCUAUUAUAUGCUGAUAGACUCGGAGCUCGAACCCGCCUUAAAGGUCAACUAGAGAUGAACAUCAGCUUUGUUCUUCCUCCGGUGCUCGCUCUGAUUCCGGAAGAUGUUCGUAAGAACAUUGCUGAGUCGGUUUUAACAGGAUUGGUGCAGAACAUGAAACACAAAGUUAAUGGUAGCUUGCUUGCAGAUUAUAGUGAAUUCAAGCGGCAGACAACGGCUAAGAAUUUGAAAUGAGCCUGCUAGAGCAACCGGAGGGCUUGGUGCUGGGUAGAAAACGCGGGGUCUGGCGUCAGUCAGUCAUUCUGAAGCAAGAUUCAUAACUAAAAGAGAUGGAGAAGGAGAACCUUCUGCACUGCAUUCAACAUUCUCAUUGUACAAAACGCUGAGUGAAGAACAAAACCGAGCAGUUUAGAGAUAGUUGAUAGAGGUUGUAUUGCACGGAAAAUUGUCUAUUUCUAAAUUUCGGGGCUAUCAUUUUAGUUUUUGGAAACACUUUUAAAAGUGCAAUUUUUUUUUUUAAUAAAAAAUUUCAUUUCGUGACGCAA